UUGGAAGGAUAGAAGUGCCGAGGGAGUGAGUGAGCGAUGGGGUGUGUAAAUAGAAAAUAAAGAAUGAGACUAGCCAUGAGCUUUUAGACACGAAAAAAAAAGCCCAAAUCCAUAACCUAAAUCCAUUUACCACCCUCAAACUGACAAAAGGUAAACCCGAUCAAAUCACGUAUAAACAAAACCCUAAUAUCUCUUUCAGCGCCGAAACCAGAGACAGAGCUUAGUAACCAUGACAACCAGAUUCAAGAAGAACAGGAAGAAGCGCGGCCACGUCAGUGCCGGACACGGUCGUAUCGGAAAACACAGAAAGCAUCCUGGAGGUCGUGGUAACGCCGGAGGUAUGCAUCACCACCGUAUCCUCUUUGAUAAGUACCAUCCAGGUUACUUCGGUAAAGUUGGUAUGCGUUACUUCCACAAGCUUCGUAACAAAUUCUAUUCUCCAAUCGUGAACAUCGACAAGCUUUGGUCUCUUGUUCCGGAAGAUGUUAAGGAAAAAGCUGCCAAAUCGAAGAACACCGCACCUGUUCUUGAUGUUACUCAGCAUGGAUUUUUCAAGGUUCUUGGUAAGGGUGUUUUGCCGACUAAUCAGCCUCUUGUUGUUAAAGCUAAGUUGAUUUCUAAGAUUGCUGAGAAGAAGAUUAAGGAAGCUGGUGGUGCUGUUGUUCUUACUGCUUAGGUUUUUUCAAUUUUCAAGUUAUUUGUUUUUUCUAGAUUUGUACUUGAGAUUGAGAUUAUUAUGAUGGUUUUGUUUUGGUUUAAAUUUGGGAAACUAUAAAUUUCAGAUUAUAAUGAUAUUUUAGGCUUUUGGUACCUA
Trifolium pratense (red clover) is the source of this 814-nucleotide messenger RNA. RefSeq names its product 60S ribosomal protein L27a-3. Lineage: Eukaryota; Viridiplantae; Streptophyta; Magnoliopsida; Fabales; Fabaceae. Gene Ontology annotation, molecular function: structural constituent of ribosome. Gene Ontology annotation, biological process: translation. The transcript has a single exon. Bases 230 to 676 code for a protein of 148 amino acids. Gene Ontology annotation, cellular component: ribosome; cytosolic large ribosomal subunit. The record is from RefSeq and is a predicted model, not a curated record.